AUGAAUUUAAUUGAAUAUUAAUGCAAUAAAGAUUAGCAUUUCAAUUAGAGUAUAAUAGGAUAUUGUCUUAAAUCAGAUUGUUAAGAAACUCGUUAAUUUUGUUAAAAAUGUUCACUAAAUUCUUAAAUCCAUAAUCAAUGUCGACCUUAUUUUUAGGAUUUUGAUCAAAUUUUCAAUAAUUUAUAAAGCCAUUUAGAUUACUUAUAACAUUAAACUUUUUUUUUGAUUACGAAAUGGAAAGUAAUUUAAAAUUAAUGGGUGAGAAUAUAUGAACUAAUUGGGAAAUAAUAAAAAAUUUUAUAAGAAAUUUUAAAUAACUUAAGAGAUCAUAAAUAUGAGGAUUUAAAGAGUUAUAUACCUUUAAUCAUUAAAUAUUAAUUAAUUUUCAAUAGAGAUAAUAAAUUAAUGAAAUUUUAAAAUGGUAGAUAAUAGAAUAAAAUUUAUUAGGAUUAAGAUUAGCAAAAAAGGGAGAUAUAGAGAAUGCUAUUAAAAUAUAUGAUGAAUUAAUCAAAGAAGAUGAAAAAUAUGGCAACUCUUAUUAUUAAAAAGGUCUUAAAUAAUAAUUAUAAAUUAGGAUUAGCAUUAAUUAAGCAAGAGAAUAUAAAUGAAGAAUAGUUGUAAGAGGCAGCUUUUUGUUUUAAUAAAGCUACUAAAAUUGAUAGUUAUAAUUAUGAUGCCUAUAAAUAAAGAGGUUUUAAUACUUUUAUAAAUUUAGGGAUAUGUCUAUUCAAAUUGAAAAAAUAUGAUUAAUCAUUAGAUUGCUUUAAUAGUAUAAAGAAAUAUGAAAUAGAUGAUGAAGAGUUGGACAUUUACAUAGGUCUUAUAAAAUUAAUUUUAAGGUAGGGUUUUAAUUGAAAAUGAACAAAAUGAUAAAGCAAUUAAUUUUUUCGAUAAAAUAUUAAAUAAGAACAUAUAUGCUUAUGAUUCAUAUUAUUACAAAGGUGUCUAAAUUAUUAUAAUAAUAGGUUUAUGCUUAUUUAAUUUAAAGAAUUAUGAAGAAGCUAUAAGAUAAUUAAAUAAAUUAAUAGAUUUAGAUCCUUCUUAUAUUUAAGCAUAUAUCUUAAAAGGUUAUCUAUUUCUUCAUAUUAAGGUUAAGCUUAACUUAAAUUAGAGUUGAAGAAUGAGGCUAGAGAAAGUUUUAGCUAGGUAAUUUAAAAAGAUUCUUAGAAUUUAUAAGCUUAUUUAGGAAAAUGUAAAUAUUGAAAUUAAUUUUAAGCCUAAACAUAUGAUAAUAACAAAGAUAAAAUUAGUAUUAUGAUUUCUGCAUAAGAAGCUAAUAUUAAAUCUAGUGAAUUGAACUAUGAAAUAGGUAUUAUAGGAAUUUUCAACAUUAGGGUUUGCAUUACAAUAAGAGAAAAAAUAUAAUUAAGCUAUUGAUUAAUAUGAUAAAAUAGAGUAUAAUUCACUUAAUCAAAAUUAUAUGGACAUGAUUUAUUUUAAUAAAGGGAAUUAUAUCAGUUAUAAUUUAGGUCUUACUUUAUAUAAAUUGAAAAGAUAUGAAGAGGCCACAGAUUGUUUUAUUAAGGCAAGCUAUGUUGAAUCCAAAUAGAUAGAAGCAUUAAUUUAUUAGGGUUAAUUUAGUAUUUAAAUAAUUUAGGUUAAUCAUUAUAAAGGUUGUAAAAGCAUAAGGAAGCAAUAUAAUGUUUUGAUGAGAUAUUAAAUAAAGGUUUUUAGAGCGAAAAAAUCUAUUAUAAUAAAGGUUUUUUGGAAUUUCUUUAAUAAUAGGAAAAUCCCUAUAUUUUUUAGGAAUUUACAUUUAAGCUGUUAAAUGUUUUGAUUAGGCUUUAUAAAAGUGUUAAAAAUUGCCAAAAGUUUAUUAAUUAAAAAGUAUGAUUAUCUAUAAAUAUUUUGCAUUAAAAUAGGUGAGGCUUUAAAAUACUUGGGGAAAAUUUAUGAAGCUAACAAAUGUUUAGAAAUAUUAAAGAUAUUGAAAGAAGAAAAAAUUAAUGACUCUAAUAUAAUGUCAACAUCGUCUUCAUAACCAG
Paramecium primaurelia is the source of this 1985-nucleotide messenger RNA. The record is from the annotation of a GenBank genome assembly. NCBI's taxonomy places the organism in Eukaryota, Ciliophora, Oligohymenophorea, Peniculida, Parameciidae.